This is a messenger RNA of Hibiscus syriacus, 666 nucleotides long. RefSeq lists its product as uncharacterized. The record is from RefSeq and is a predicted model, not a curated record. The coding region runs from base 28 to 666 and encodes 212 amino acids. The transcript has 2 exons. NCBI's taxonomy places the organism in Eukaryota, Viridiplantae, Streptophyta, Magnoliopsida, Malvales, Malvaceae.
UUGCUUAUAUACAAAACAAGAAACCAAAUGGCUUUCUGGUCUGCUGAGAAUGCCACAAAAGCAUACAUCAAAACCCUCAAAAUGAGCCACAAGGCAAAAGAGCCAAACGUAGCCGAAUUCAUUUCUGCCCUGGCGGCGGGCAACAAUGCACAACUAAUGGUAGCGGCAUACCCCGGUGCUGCAGACUAUACCAGUUUAGCUUUAGUGGCUGCCGCUAAUCACACUGGCGGCCGUGUUGUUUGCAUUCUCCCUGGAAUCGAACAACUUCAAAUAUCCAAGAAAAUCCUUGGAUAUGAUGCGUGCCAUAUCGAGUUUGUUGUCGGUGAAACUCAAGAUCUACUGGUAAGCAAAUAUGAGGAAGCCGAUUUCGUGCUCAUGGAUUGCAACCUGGAGGAUCAUGAAGGAAUCCUUAAAGCAGCGCAGGCAGGUACGAAACCAAAUGGUGCUGUCGUCGUGGGAUACAAUGCAAUCGCUAAAGGUUCUUGGCGGUCGAGUGGAUCGAGAACUCAACUGCUGCCUAUAGGAGGAGGACUGCUUGUCACUAGAAUUAGUACUCCAAAUGCUUUGGGGAAGAGGAGUCAAUGGGUUGUAAAGGUGGAUAAAUGCACUGGGGAAGAGCAUGUUUUCAGGGUCAGGUUUCCUCAAGAGAAAGUCAUCAAAGCUUAG